GAUCGCCCCGACAGUUUCUCGCCGUCGACCGUACCGUUCGGUCCGCAAACGUUUUGCUCGAUCUUGACGCGCGCCGCGAGUAUCGCGAGUGUUCGUAUUUUUUUUCCGUGCCCGUGCCCGUGUGUAUAUUUUAUGUGCGUGCUUCGCUUUACGCGUUUGUGAUUUUUUUUUUUUUUUUAAUUUUUCGACCGUGCACCGUACGCGAACGGAGACACGUCAGUGUCAAAAAAUAUUAUUGUUUUUUUUUUCGAAGAAAACAUUAAAAAAAAAAAAAAUUUUUAAAAUUAAUUUUUUUUCGUUUUUCUUACGCGAUGUGCGUCCGGUGACGGUUUCGGGUGUGACUUUUUUUUUAUCGUUUUGACCCCCGCGAACGAUCGAGUGCCGCCGAAAACUGUAUACCCCCGACAAUGACGUACCGUCGACGAUACGCCGCCGGCCCGUUGCCGUGGCUGCUGAUGUCGGUACUGCUGUUGCUGUCGGGCACCGCGAUCGCGAACAACGGCGACCCGGUGUGCGACUGGCAGCGCGUGAUGUCCGCGGACGAGUCGCAAUCGCUGCGCGUCGUACUCAAGUGCUCGUUGCGGACCAUAAACAACGCGGACAGCGUAAUAUCUAAUCUUACGUCCGCCCAGAUGGACAUGAUUACCAGCUUGACGCUCAAAUGCAGCGACGUAAUAUUUUUCGAGAGUAGCCUGGAGAACAGCUUUCUCACGCAGCUCCGGCGACUCAACCAUUUGGACCUAGAGUACUGCAAGAUCAAGUACGUGCCACCCGCGGUACUUAGCACGUCCAGAGAACUUAAAAAAUUGCGCAUCCGCACCCACAACACCGACUGGUCCGCAAUGACCAUGGACUUCCAUUCGGACAGUCUACGCGGUCUCGUCCAGCUCCGAGAACUCGACUUGUCCGAUAACAAUAUUUGGAACUUGCCGAAAGAGCUAUUUUGUCCGCUAAUCGGACUCGCCAAUCUGAACCUCACCAAAAAUCGGCUACAGGACGUGUUUGAGUUGGGCUUUUCGGACUGGGGAAAUGGUCCCACGGCACCCGGUAAGACGUGCAACACCGCACUCGAAGACUUAAACUUGGCCCACAACGACAUCAUAUCGAUGCCCGACAACGGUCUGACUAGCCUCAGGGCGCUGAAAAGACUAUAUUUGCAAGAAAAUCAAAUUAACCAAAUCGCGGAUCGCGCGUUCGUCGGACUCACGUCUCUGAACUUGUUAAACGUGUCGAGCAACCGUCUUUCGGCCUUGCCGCCCGAACUGUUCCAUUCUACCCGGUAUCUGCGCGAACUUUACCUGCAUAAUAACUCUAUUAACGUACUGGCGCCGGGUUUACUGGAGGGACUCGACCAGUUGCUCGUAUUGGACAUGUCGCACAACGAAUUGACCAGCACCUGGGUGAACCGUGAUACGUUCUCCGGUCUCGUCCGGCUGGUCGUCCUCAACCUCGGACACAAUCAAUUGACGAAAAUUGAUGCGCAUAUGUUCCAGGACUUGUACAGCUUGCAAAUAUUAAAUCUCGAACACAACAACAUCGAGGUGGUGGCGGAUCAGGCGUUCGCCACGCUUAGCAAUCUGCACGCGCUAACACUGUCGUUCAAUAAACUUAAGCACAUCAAACCACUGCACUUUUCCGGUCUUUUCGUCAUAAAUCAGCUGUUCUUAGACAGAAAUCGCAUCGACACCGUCGACGAACACGCGUUCCAAAAUUGUACGAACCUACACGACCUGGGCUUGUACGGUAACGCUCUCCGGCAGGUGCCCGCCGCCUUGUCUAAGUUACACAUGCUCAAGACUCUCGACCUGGGCGGUAACGUUAUCAGGCACGUAAAAAAUACUUCGUUCGACGGACUCGACUUGCUGUACAAUUUAAUAUUGUCCAACAACGAGAUAAGCAAUUUGACCGCGUACACGUUUUCCACGAUGCCUCUGCUCCAGGUGCUGAACCUGGCUUUCAACCGACUGACGCACGUAGACCAGCAAGCAUUCGGUACGUCCAAUAAGCUACACGCCAUCCGACUGGACGGAAACGCGCUAUCAGAUAUUAACGGUAUGUUCGACGGACUGUCCAAACUGGUGUGGCUCAACGUGUCCGACAAUCAAAUCGCCAAUUUCGAUUAUUCGUAUCUGCCGUCCAGCGUCGAGUGGUUGGACAUGCACAAGAACGCCAUCAGCGACCUGGGCAACUAUUAUGUGCAACGCGAUACGAUACAAAUAAAAAUGUUAGACGCCAGUUUCAACCGCCUCACCGAGAUCACGGACACGUCGAUACCGGAUAGCGUAGAAAACGUUUUCCUCAACAACAAUCUGAUACACAAAAUCAAAAUUAACACGUUUUUGCGAAAGGCCAACUUGUCCCGGGUGGUUUUGUACGCCAACAAAAUGGAGUAUAUCGACAUCGCCAGCCUGCGACUCGACCCAGUGCCCGACAACAAGGAACUACCGCAGUUCUACAUCGGCGACAAUCCGCUGAAAUGCGAUUGCACCACCGAAUGGCUGCAGCGUAUCAACCAACUGAGCGUGCAACGCCAACACCCUCGGAUAAUGGACAUGGACUCGAUAAUGUGCCGACUGGUGCACUCCAAGACGGAAAAGUAUAAACCGCUGUUGGACCUGAAACCGUCGCAGUUCCUGUGCGAGUACGAGUCGCACUGUUUUUCCGUGUGCGAGUGUUGCGACUUCGACGCUUGCGAUUGCGAGAUGACGUGCCCCGACAACUGUACGUGUUACCACGAUCACGUUUGGUCGUCCAACAUCGUGGACUGCUCGAACGCCGGGUACAAGUCCAUACCGGCCCGGAUCCCGAUGGACGCCACCGAAAUUUACUUGGACGGCAACGACCUGGGCGAUCUGUCCAGUCACGUGUUCCUCGGCAAAAAGAAACUGCAAGUACUGUACAUGAACAACAGCAACGUGGUGUCGCUGCACAACAAGACGUUCAACGGCGUGCCCGACUUGCGGGUGCUGCACAUCGAGAACAACCAGCUGGACCGGCUCAACGGCGGCGAGUUCGAGACGCUGCCCAAGCUCGCCGAACUGUACCUGAACGACAACCGGAUCACGAGCGUGGCGAACCGGUCGUUCGCGCCGCUCAAGUCGCUGCAAGUGCUGCACUUGGAGAACAACCAGAUCAACGAGUUCCGGCCGUGGCAGCAGCUGAACGCCGGCAACACGCUGACGUCCGUCUCGCUGGCCGGCAACACGUGGCUGUGCGAGUGCGACGUGAUCGUCGGCCUCGAGGGAUGGCUCAAGAACAACGACUAUCCGCCGUCGACGAUGCUGUGCUCGGACAAGACGACGCCGGUGGCCGCGGCCAUUAAGAAGUGUCAGUCGGAGCGCGACACCGGGCCCAGCAUCCACCGGCCGUUCUACAAGACGACCGUGCUGGGCACCGACUACGUGCCGUUCGUGGCCGCCAGCCUGGCCCUGUUCAUCGUCGUGUUCGUGUUGGUCACGUUGGCCCUGGUGUUCCGCGACGACCUGUGCCUGUGGGCCCAUUCCCGGUACGGCGUGCGCGUGUGCAAGUCCCCGUCGUCCAGCGAGAACGACAAGCUGUACGACGCGUACAUGGUGUACAGCAUCAAGGACGAGGAGUUCGUCAACCACAUACUGUCCACCAGCCUGGAGCGGUUCGGGUACAGCCUGUGCCUGCACUACCGCGACAUACACGUCAUCAGCCCCGCGUACCUGAUGGACAGCUUCCUCGGGGCUUCGGACGCGUCCAAGCGGAUAGUCGUCGUGCUGUCGCUGUCGUUCCUGCAAAACGAAUGGGAGAAACCGGUGUUCCGGACGGCGUUCCAGGCGUGCCUGGAACGGGCCAAGACGAAAAAACAGUCGGUGGUCGUGUUGCUGACCACCACCAUCACGCCGGACCGGGAGCUACAGGCGCUGCUCAAGUCGUGCGAAGUGGUCACGUGGGGCGAGAAGAGGUUCUGGGACCGUCUCCGGUACCUGAUGCCCGACCCCAAGCCCAUGUCCAGUGCCGGCGGCGACCUGAAGAAGGUGAUAUGCGACGGCCGGCCGGUGGCCAGGUACACGGCUGCUCCGACGUCCUUGGAGGCGUGGAUACGCAUGAGUCCUGCUUCGGUGACGCAGUCACAAGCGCCCACUCAGAGCUCGUGCAUGUCCGAGGAAUCGUCGCAGAGGACCACGGACGAGGACGAGGACCCGUCCAACCACAGUUACGUUUCCAUCGACUACCAGCAGAGGCAUAAGCUGCACCAUGUGUACAGCAGCAUACCGGACCCGAUUUACAAUCAAGCCGGAGGGAGGACUUAUUUCGUUUAGAGAACGUGUUAUUAUGAUCGAUAAACUUGAAAAUUACCGACCACCGUCUCGUCGUCAUGAACUGUAAUGCUGGACGACACCAAUCUGCUUCUUCUUGUCUGUAAUAUUUAAACGAUAAAUACCACGUGUAAUUAUAAUGUAUUGUGUAAAUCGAAUUAUUUUGUAAAUAACCUCCGUUGUUAUUUCAUUUACGUUUUGUUUUAAUUUUAUAUAGAUUUUAUACAAGCCUAUUUUUUUUUAAAAAAAAAUAUUCAUUUAAUAUUUUUUUUAACCUUCGUUAAAGAUGACAUACAGGCUAGACAUUUUUUAAAAGACUGAAAUGGCCUCGAGAGGUUUCAUUUUUCCUUGUAGCUAAUAAAAAGCCAUAUUUUUAUAAUGAAAAAAAAAUACAAUGUAUUCGGGGGACAUUAUCCUUUUUUUUGUAUUAUAUAAAAUUGUUAGCGCUUAAUAUGAUGCACUCGAUAGGUUAACCAUCGUUGGUUAAAUUUUCAAUUAUUGAUCCUGUUCGUGUUAUUUUGAUGAUAUAUAUAGGCUCGGCCGGAUCGUCGGCGUUGAAAAGUUCCUGUAAUUUUAAUUUCUUCUAUAGUAAAAAUAUUUAAAAAAAAAAAAUUUAAACAUUAAACAUAUUAUACCGGUGCUUUUUAGAGUCUAGCGACCUAAAACUAUAGCUCGACGUUGUGUAAUUAUUAUUAUUAUUAUUAUUAUUAUUAUUAUUAUUACUAUACUGUUAUCGAAUUUUUUUGUACAUUUUUUUUAUACUAACCCAGCGUGUACUUAAAAAGAACGGACUGGCUCUAAAUGCUUAACAGAUAUGGGAAACCUAUUCUCCCCUCGUGUAACUAUAUUUCCCUCUGUUAUUGUAUUAUAAGUGUUUAGUCUUUAUGUGAUUUAUUUUGUAUUAUAUAUAUAUUAGACGCACAUUUAAUGAUGUAUUUAAUGAUGUGUACAAAAAAAAAAAAAAUAGCUUUAAUAAAAAGUCAUAAUUUAUAAUGCUCAAAA
This is a messenger RNA of Aphis gossypii (cotton aphid), 5288 nucleotides long. Its product is annotated as toll-like receptor 6. The record is from RefSeq and is a predicted model, not a curated record. Bases 408 to 4289 code for a protein of 1293 amino acids. Gene Ontology annotation, molecular function: protein binding. Gene Ontology annotation, biological process: signal transduction. NCBI's taxonomy places the organism in Eukaryota, Metazoa, Arthropoda, Insecta, Hemiptera, Aphididae. The transcript is spliced from 2 exons.